GGAUAAAGAUGGCUUGACAACGCAGAUACAAACGGGAGUACUAAAACCUUUUCACUGCUCUUCGGGGUUUGCUGAAGGAAGAGAGAUAGAGGAAGGUAAAGCAGAGGGUGUGUCCGUUCGAUAUUUGGGGACUUUUUAAAGGAAACAGGUUCUUUGAAGAUGAACAUUCAGUCAGCCAUCAGCCGUGAGAUCUUUGUCCCAAAAGAUGAAAAGUUACUGGUAGCCAUAGAGGUGAGGAGAAGGUUGAAGAGGAAGAGUCUGUCCUUCCUCAGUGCAGGCCGCAAGAAGGACUACCUAACUUUCCUCUGCUUGUCAGUCACUAACACAAGACCAGCUCAAAUCUACAUCACUAAAGUUAAAAAGUACCCAAGCUCACGACAGUUCUCUAAAAGAUCUCAGUGGUCUGUGGAGCAGCUUCGUCAAGUCAAUGGCAUCAACCAAAAUAAGGACUCUCCUGAGUUUGAUCUAGUGUUCGAUCGCAACUCUGAUCAAUGGUUGGCUAGCUCAGCUGCAGAGAAGUGCAUGUUUGUGCAAGUUCUGUACCAUGCUUGUCAGAAAUACUGGGAGGCAAAUCUUGGCCAAGGCAUCCCCGUGUCCCCUGGAGACCCGAAGAUACCUGGAGCUACAGAGAUCAAGAAGAGCCAUGGUGCUACACGCCAGACUGACUUUAUCAACUGUCAGCCAAAACUAAUGGGAGAUGGUUGUUCUCUUAAUAUGGCCAUUUACCGCUGCAAGAUAUUUCUGAACAGAAUGAAGAACAGCAUGACUUCAAACAAAGGCCAGAUUCAGGGUAAAGCACCUGUUGUAAAACCAUCUAGGAGUAGCCCCUCCCCUCCGGCGGUAAAGAAGAUGGGUAAUGUAAUGAGGAGGGCCAGUCAGGUUUUGAGUGAGCGCGGGGAGCGUCUGAUGAGGGCUAAUGAAUAGUCCAGCCACUUGUUGCAUGGGGCCAAGAAGUUUGCAGAAGCUGCUCAGAAGCUGGCUCUGAAGCAGAUUUAGAAGCGCUCCGGAUGGCAUGCCAAUAACCAUUUUAAAAGUAGCUGUUUUUUAAUCUAGUCGCUGGAUACGUUAAUUGUCUAAUUUUCCAAGGCAAACUUUAAGAUGAUUUUUAGGCUUUUUUUGCUUUAGUUUUUUGAAGGUUAGAGGUUUAUGGGGUAGUUUAAGAAUAUCUUUAUUUUUGCAAACCACUUGAUGGUUAAAUCAACAAUUGUAUUGAGGGGUGGCAUGGUGGUCUGUCUGUUUUUGAAUAAGAUAAUGAUAAAACCCUGAUUGUUUUUGCAUUUAAUAUCUUAUGUGUGGGAUAUGAAAAGCCAGCAGGGGGCUGAUCCUCCCCUGCAGUGAUACAUGUUGCUGUGAUAUGAUUGAAAUUACAUUUGUUUUGCAGUAUAAAAAAGCCUUAAGCCUGCCUUUCCUUUUGUUUGUUUCACUAAGCAACAAACUGAAAUGAAUUGCCUCCUUUUCAAAUUGAGUACACAGCACUGAAUUGAAAACAGUGAGUGUUGCAGUGUCAAAUAAUGUAUGUUUUAAAAUACCUUUUGUGUUUUAAACAGCUUUUUUAUUAUUUUUCUGUGCAUGGUAUGCCAUAAUAUUGAUGUCGUAAUAUUGGCGUACAUUAACCACUAAAGUGAGUAACUAACUUCUCUGGAUUUCUUUUAUUCCCUGGGUGAUUUAUUUCUUGUUCCACACAGUGUGAGCUGCUUUUCUCACAUUAAAUAAGAGUGAUGUUAUGAGGGUGAGGAAUUUAACUUGUACGUCACUUUUGUGUAAUAUGUACUAAUCUCUAUAACAAAAGGUUUAGCACUUGAGCCAGGGUAGCUGCCAGUUGCACUGUUCUCCGUAAUGGCUGUGAUUGUUCACAUGAGGAGGAUGCUUGUGCUUUAGAUUUAUUAUUUUUAAUCCAAUAAUUGUGAUCCAUAUGUUUAUAACAAUUCUGUUCCGUCUGUCUGUUCAAUGUCUAUUGUCUCAGUAGCUUGUAAACUGACGUAUAGGAGCAUGAUCAUGUCAUAUUUAAGGCCAGAGGGUGUGUUUCCACACUGAUAUGGAUACCCUGAUUGGUGUUUGGCAUGUUUAAUGCAACCAACCUUUUGUGUUCUGUUGCUUUAAUUUAUAGCCUGUUCCCUAAUACUGUAUAUGUGUAUCUAACAGAGCAUUCUAUCUGUAUUUGUUAAUCCAUGUGUCUUGUGAUACCCAAGAAAAUCUUGUUAAACACACAAAAGCCCCACAUUAACUCAAUAAAUGAAAUGGGUCCCGCUUGUGUUUGUCCUGACGUGUGUUGUGGUUGUGCAUUCAUUCUCUCUCCACUAGAAGGCGCUCACAUACAUCCAUUUCAACAAGCUGCAGAAAAGAAUCUUUUA
Molecule: messenger RNA, 2351 nt
Organism: Xyrauchen texanus (razorback sucker)
Lineage: Eukaryota; Metazoa; Chordata; Actinopteri; Cypriniformes; Catostomidae
Product: syntaxin-binding protein 6-like
Exons: 7
Coding region: 160-924 (254 amino acids)
Biological process (GO): exocytosis; Golgi to plasma membrane transport
Cellular component (GO): plasma membrane; exocyst
Molecular function (GO): phosphatidylinositol-4,5-bisphosphate binding
Source: RefSeq, a predicted model, not a curated record